CAUAAUAGUAAUUUGCCACCGUCUGUGCCAGAAGGACAAGAAAUACCAUCUGGUACUAAUCAAGUACAAGGAUAUACUAACUUUGGAAAGCAACAUAAUUAUUUUGAUAAAAUGAGGCAGAAUUCGCCCAAUGUUGCAAGCACGUUGCAUCCUAAUACACAAAGCAUGAUUCCAAAUCUUCAAAAUCUUAAUCCAAAUAUGCAAUCAUCUCCUAAUUUAACACAUGUUGGUUCUAAUGCCCAGAAUUUAUCUCUGAAUUUCCAAAAUUUGAGUCCCAUUACAACACCACAGUGUCCCAUGCAAAGUCCUGGCACUCCUCAACUCGUAGAUUCUGAAUUUCAUAGGUUAAAUACUCAAAUGACUACGUCUGGACAAUACAAUGGAAAUGCUCAGAUUUCAAACGUUGAAACAUCAUCCAGAGAUCAACAGGUGACUCAAAAUACUUUCUUGCACAAGUUGCAACCUAAAAUAUCACCUGUAGGAUCCAUCGCUUCGCAGCGACCAUUGAGCCAAUUAAGUACACAUAAUGUUAAUAAAUAUUCACAAGCAUACAGUACGCCAGAAAAUUCGUCCAUUUUGCAGUCCCAUGUAAAAAGACCAAUCGAGACGUCUCAAUCGAUGCAUAAUUUAUCAAAGUCCAAUUUACCGUCCUCUGGAAAUAGCUUGACACCUGAUCAAAAUCAAAAUAUGAAGAGUGCUCUGUCUUCGGGAAAUCUAACAGUUGGCUCAAGUUCGAGUGCGACGAACAAACAAACAGCAGAACAAAGACUCACUCAUGAACAAUUCCGAGCGGCUUUACAGAUGGUGGUAAGUCGAGGCGAUCCAAGAGAAAAUCUGGAAAAUUUUCUUAAAAUCGGAGAAGGAAGUACCGGUACGGUAUGUAUAGCGACCGAAAAAAAUACAAAUCGGCAAGUGGCAGUGAAGAAAAUGGAUUUAAGAAAGCAGCAACGACGUGAACUGCUUUUCAAUGAAGUGGUUAUCAUGAGAGAUUAUCACCAUCCAAAUAUUGUCGAAAUGUAUGAUAGUUUCUUGGUAGACGACGAAUUGUGGGUCGUGAUGGAGUACCUUGAAGGUGGAGCGCUUACAGAUAUUGUAACGCAUUCUCGAAUGGACGAAAGUCAGAUUGCCACCGUGUGUUCUCAGUGUUUGAAACCACUUGCAUAUUUGCAUUCUCAAGGUGUUAUACACAGAGAUAUCAAGUCUGAUUCUAUAUUACUGACGGCUGACGGUAGAGUUAAAUUGUCCGACUUUGGAUUCUGUGCUCAAGUAUCUCAAGAGUUGCCCAGGCGAAAGUCUCUUGUUGGUACGCCAUACUGGAUGAGCCCGGAAGUUAUUUCCAGGUUGCCGUACGGUCCCGAAGUAGAUAUUUGGUCAUUGGGUAUAAUGAUCAUUGAAAUGGUCGAUGGAGAACCACCGUUUUUCAACGAACCUCCUUUGCAAGCUAUGAGACGUAUCCGAGAUAUGCCUCCGCCAAAGUUGAAAAAUUCUCACAAAGUCAGUCCACGUCUCCAAGGAUUCCUGGAGAGAAUGCUUGUUCGCGAUCCGGCACAGAGAGCCACGGCUACUGAACUGUUGCAGCAUCCGUUUCUUAGGCAAGCGCAGAGUCCAAGUAUUCUAAUUCCAUUGAUGAGAGGUUCCAGACAUACAAAUUGC
Messenger RNA from Heterotrigona itama, 1653 nucleotides. NCBI's taxonomy places the organism in Eukaryota, Metazoa, Arthropoda, Insecta, Hymenoptera, Apidae. The record is from the annotation of a GenBank genome assembly.